Molecule: messenger RNA, 1212 nt
Organism: Jatropha curcas
Lineage: Eukaryota; Viridiplantae; Streptophyta; Magnoliopsida; Malpighiales; Euphorbiaceae
Product: chromatin remodeling protein EBS
Molecular function (GO): chromatin binding
Source: RefSeq, a predicted model, not a curated record
AAUUUACAGUAACUAAGCCUAAGGUCAAGGGUCACAGUUCGCUGUCUCCUCUCUCUGUCUCUCUCUCUUACCUCUCCAUGAGACGAGCCAGUGCCUAGGGUUCCUCUCCCUCCAACCUUCAAAUUCCCCAUUUCUAAUCUUCUUCAAAUCUUACAUUAUCCUAACAAAGCAGGAGAACCUUACGUCUUCCAUGGCCAAAACCAGACCUGGCCUCAUCUCCAAGCCCAAAUCUGGCAAAAGAGAACUCGAUUCCUACACCAUUCGCGGCACCAACAAAGUUGUCAAAGUUGGGGAUUGCGUGUUGAUGAGACCAUCGGACACCGGGAAGCCACCAUACGUUGCCAAAAUCGAGGGGAUCGAGACAGACAGCAGAAACAAUGUCAAGGUAAGGGUGAGGUGGUAUUAUCGGCCUGAGGAGGCACUUGGUGGUCGCAGGCAGUUUCACGGCGCAAAGGAGCUCUUUUUAUCCGACCACUAUGAUGUACAGAGUGCUCAUACUAUUGAAGGGAAGUGUAUAGUUCACUCUUUUAAGAACUAUACCAAGCUUGAGAAUGUUGGGGCUGAGGAUUAUUAUUGUAGGUUUGAGUAUAAGGCUGCUACUGGAGGCUUUACGCCUGACCGGGUCGCUGUAUAUUGUAAAUGUGAGAUGCCGUAUAACCCGGAUGAUCUUAUGGUGCAAUGUGAAGGUUGCAAAGAUUGGUACCAUCCUGCAUGUGUUGGCAUGACCAUUGAAGAAGCAAAGAAGUUAGAGCACUUUGUCUGCUCUGAAUGUGCAUCAGAUGAAGAUUUCAAAAGAUCACAGAAUGGAUUUUCUUCAUCACCAGCAGCUGAUGGCAAGGUAGAAACGAAGCGACGGAAGAGGUAGAAUGCGUUUAGGGGGGGUUAACAAAUAGCAUGGGGAGACAUGGCUCUUCAUGCAGAUUUAACUUAUAGAAUGCUGUGUGGGAUGUAUAGUGCAGAGAACAGUGGCAUGCUUUGCUCAAACUAUGGGCCGUCAGUAAUUUAUGUGUGUAUCUUGUUAUAUAUGAAGCUGUUCUAGAUUUAGGACAUCAAUUCUGUUACCAAUUUGUUCAGAAAAAAGAGGCUUUAUUUUCAGCAAGGCUCAGACGUGAACCUAAUGUUUUGAGCAGACAUCUUUUGAGUUUGUGACAGUCAGUACAGUUGCUCAUUAAUUUAUUUUUCCAGAAGUAAUCUAACUUUACUUGUGUCGCA